Dalotia coriaria is the source of this 640-nucleotide messenger RNA. RefSeq lists its product as uncharacterized. The record is from RefSeq and is a predicted model, not a curated record. The transcript is spliced from 3 exons. NCBI's taxonomy places the organism in Eukaryota, Metazoa, Arthropoda, Insecta, Coleoptera, Staphylinidae. The coding region runs from base 26 to 628 and encodes 200 amino acids.
UAUCACAACUUGAAAUAUUACCAAAAUGUAUAAUCUCUCAAUAAUUUUUAUUAUUAUCUGUGUCUGUCUAAUGUGCAAACCUAGUUUGGAAAAUGACGCUUUACACGCAAUCAGUAAAAGAUUCGUUUUGUUUCCACGAUAUUCUGUAGUACAGAUAACAGGUGGCUUAUCAGUGCCAGCAAUAUUUCCACGAAGAUCAAUUAAUCUAAGUCUUGGUUUUCAAAUGAACCAUGAUUUACCAUACAACUUAACAAACUUUGAGCCGUUGUACGGGCGCGAAAGUUUAAGCGACCUUGAUUUUGACAGAAGUACAAUGUACGAAUACGUUGUAAAUAUUGUCGAAGCUUUUGGGUUGGAUGGAGAGGCUUGUCUGCUUCGAACAAUUUGUGAAGUUUCAGAAACUCCGAUGCACCUAGAUGACGAAAAUGGCGAAAAUCUUUUAGAACAGAUCUUGCAUUAUUUAUUAACGCCUUCGAAGGAUUUUGGAGACCACAACGCUCAUAUUGACACAUCUUUGGAACAUAAAGUGUUGGUAGCGGAAAGACUUGGUCGAAUUCAUGGAGAAUGUUACAAAAUAUUUAAAUGUCCACUAAGUUUACUUGAUCUUUUUACGAAUAAAUAUUAUUAACUCGAUUUUAAC